AUGAGAUUGUUUAUCAAUUAUCAUUACCAUGAUUCCAUCAUUGCUAGAAUACCAUUACCUUCUCACUUUUUUAUUUUUACAGAAAUCCUCAAAACUUCCAUGGAAAAGCUUCACACUACCAUUACUAUUAUUUUCAAUUUAUAUCUUAUCUUAUAUGCUCAUCUCUGUUCACUCAUACUUCCCUCUUCAGCUUACACUCUGCCUGACAAGUACUUCAUCAACUGCGGAUCAGAUUCUAACGCCAGUCUCGGACCCGAUCGGACCUUUUCGGGUGACCUCCCUUACUUGGUUAGUCCAAAUAAAGCUGUUAAAUCCACCAGUUCAUCGGCGAGCUCAUCACUCUAUCAAUCCGCCAGAGUUUUUCACGAAAAAGGCUCGUCUUCAUAUCAGUUUCAAAUUGAGAAGCAAGGAACAUAUAUUAUCCGACUCCAUUUCUUUGUUUUUUCUUCGGCAGGAGUUGAUUUUUCCGAUGCUUUAUUCAAUGUUCACGCUUCUAGGUUCCGAUUAUUAUCCGAUUUCAGCGUUUCCGAAAAGAAUUCGCUCAUAAUCGAGGAGUUUUUGCUCACAAUUAAUACAGGAAAGUUCUUAAUAGACUUCAUACCUUCAGGAAAAUCAUCUUUUGCUUUUGUAAAUGCUAUAGAAGUGUUUCCUGCACCAGAAAGCUUCAUUCCUGAUUACGCAGCUCGAAUUACUUCGGCAGGAAGUAACGGAACUUACAGCGAGCUUCUUACUCGAGCUUUGCGUAAAAUUUACAGGAUCAAUGUUGGAGGUCCUUUAGUCACAGCUGUGAAUGAUAGUCUCUGGAGAAAUUGGAUUCCGGAUGAUGAAUUCUUGUCCGAUCCUGAAACUGCGAAUAAUUGUCCACGCUAUGAAGGCUCUUUGCUUCGGAGGCAGGCGUCGGAAUUUAUUGCUCCGGAUCAUGUGUAUAAAACUGCUAAAGAAUUGAAACUGCCGAGUGUUUCUAAUAUAACAUGGGAGUUUAAGGUCCGUAAGAAUUCGACACACUUCGUUCGCGUUCAUUUUUGCGACAUUACUGGUUCGCCACUCGGUACUCUUGUGUUUAAUCUUGACAUUGAUGCGAAGUUCAUCAUGAAUAUUAGUCAAUAUGAUAUAACUCGGCAAAAUGCAUCUCCGUUUUACUUCGAUUUUGUUGUAGACUCUGAUGAUUCAGGAUUGAUGAAUGUAAGUAUGCAGCAGAACAAUGAAUCCGCAAUUAAAAAUGUGUUUUUGAAUGGUCUGGAGAUUAUGGAAAUAAUGGAAAGAACAUUGCCUGUGGUAAGAAAAACAAAGAUGAACAGAUAUGUUUCUAUUUUCGGUUCACUUGCUGCUGUUCUGUUUCUUCUGAUUGCAGUAGUAGUUUUGUUGCUGAUUCUGAAAUUUCGCAGAGCCAAAUCAGCUUAUCGAACUUCAGGAAGGCCAUUUUCUGCUCCUCUUUUUGGAGGAAGUGAAAAAAAAGAAAAUGUGUUCCUAGCUAAAGAGCUGAACUUGGCGUUAAAGAUGUCAUACGUCGAAAUAAAGCGAUGCACAAAAAACUUUAACUCGAAAAUGUUGCUCGGUGAGGGCGGAUUCGGUAAAGUGUACAAAGGAACUCUUCGCGGAGAUGUUAAAGUCGCAGUAAAAAGAAGUGAACCAGGGCACGAUCAGGGGAUUUUGGAGUUUCAAACUGAGAUCAUGAUCUUAUCCCAAAUUCGCCACCGUCAUCUUGUUUCGUUGAUGGGGUAUUGCGACGAAAGAUCUGAAAUGAUAUUAAUCUAUGAAUUCAUGGAAAAGGGAACACUAAGAGAACAUCUCUACACUUCAGAUGACAAAUCUGAAAACUAUACUUCAACAUCAGAACUUUCUUGGGAACAAAGGCUUAAAAUCUGCAUUGAUUCUGCUAAAGGACUAGAUUAUCUACAUACGGGAUUGGCAAGAAGAAUCAUCCACCGUGAUGUUAAGUCAACGAACAUCCUUCUGAACGAAGAUUACGUAGCUAAAGUUGCCGAUUUUGGUCUUUCCAAAUCGGGUCCUGUCGAUCCUGAAGAUAACACAGGUGUAAAAGGAAGUUUCGGUUAUCUUGACCCGGAAUAUUUCAUGAAUCUACAGCUGACAGAAAAAUCCGAUGUGUACUCUUUCGGAGUAGUACUUCUCGAAAUACUUUGCGCAAGACCCGUGAUAAUUGCAUCGGAUAGAAGGGAGGAAGUUAACUUAGCGGAAUGGGGAUUGCUUUGGCAGAAGAAAGGCGAGCUAGAGAAGAUUGUCGAUCCUUGUCUAGUCGGUAGAAUUUUCCCGAAUUCAUUGCGGAAAUUUGGCGCAACGGCUGAGAAAUGCUUGAGGGGAAAUAGCAUAGAGAGGCCUAUGAUGAAUCAUGUGCUGUGGGACUUGGAAUUUGCAUUGCGGCUUCAACAAACUUGGAUGCAUAAGGAGGUGGAUGGGGACAGUAUGAACAAUACUUCCUUGGAAUUGGGAUUGGAAGCUGUUCAUCGCUUGCCAUCGAAUAAAGUUCGUGUUGAAGACGACGAUUCAUUCCCUGGAGGUGGUGGUGAUUCUACAAUGUUGAUGGCUAGUGGGGAAUUCUCGCAACUGAGGAUUGAUCACGGUAGAUAAUAAAUCUCUUCAGGCCAGUUUCCUGAUAAAUGUGAAUGGUAUUAUACAAGAUAAUAAGUUUGUUUUCAUUUUUCAGUUGCUGUGUAUAAUUAUCAUCCUGAGAAUUCUCCUAAGAACUAGAAAGAUACCUUUGUCCUGGCUGCAGAAUAAUGUAUUUUUUUAUCUGAUCUCCUAAACAAUGGCAAAAUUAAAACUACUUUUC
Mercurialis annua (annual mercury) is the source of this 2788-nucleotide messenger RNA. Its product is annotated as probable receptor-like protein kinase At5g24010. Gene Ontology annotation, molecular function: transmembrane receptor protein tyrosine kinase activity; ATP binding. Lineage: Eukaryota; Viridiplantae; Streptophyta; Magnoliopsida; Malpighiales; Euphorbiaceae. Bases 1 to 2586 code for a protein of 861 amino acids. Gene Ontology annotation, biological process: protein autophosphorylation. The transcript has a single exon. The record is from RefSeq and is a predicted model, not a curated record. Gene Ontology annotation, cellular component: plasma membrane; plasmodesma.